AUGCCGCAAGUCUCAGAUGGAAAGUUGCGUCGUCGAAGUGCAACAGAAACUUCUGUUGACACGCCCGGCAACGAUGAGAAGAUAUUCAAGAAGAGCGCUACAGACCACCUUGAUUCCAAGACGACGAGAGCCAGAACCUUUACGGAGGGUUUUGGGAUCCCGCAUGCCACAAGUCUGCCUGCGGAGACUGGGGACAAGGACCUGCCACCGGAGACGACGGGGGUGGCCCGAAAGUUCCGGUCGGCAGUGUCGAGAGUAGCUCUGGCCGUGAGGCCGACCCUGAUCAGGACCCGAGUGGCAGAGGAUGUGGCACAAGCCACAUCGGAGUGCGACAAAGAUCUCGAGGCCUCCCUCAUGCCACCGGGAAGGAAUCGCCCUGGCAUCGCAGAGAUCGCCUUUGAUAGCGGCUCCUCCCAGUACUGCUUAAUAUCCCACGCAGCCUUUCCAGAGCAGAUGUUGGAGCGGGUUGUGAAGCCCGAAUGGGGUCUUCGAAAUCCCAACCUCAUCCUCUCUAUUAUGGGAGGUGCAGGGAACAUGAACUUGCCUCCCGACAAGUUCGACCUUGAGGGCUUCUCACAGGGACUGGUUGAGGCGGCCACUCGCACCUCUGGCUGGGUGAUAACGGGUGGCACCGCUAGUGGAGUGAUGGACAUCGUCGGCAAGGCAAUGCAGAGGCACGACAAGCAGCGCCAGGUCCCGUGCCUUGGCAUCACUCCCUACGGAGCGCUCACGUGCAAAUGGCGUGACCUCAUCAAUUCAGCUUACGAUCCGGACUUCUCCGCUGCGACAAAGGUGGAUGCUGCUGCCGCAAAGCCUGCAGAGGGGGCGCCACCAGAAACCGAUGGAAACAUUCCAUUGGCGGCUCUCCAGGACAACCACUCCCACUUCAUCAUCUGUGAUAACGGCGAGGUCGGAAGCAAAGCCUUCGGUACCGAGAUCCAAUUCCGCACGAAGUUCGAAGAGUUCGUGACGAGGGGCGUGAACGCCGGCGGCCUGCGAACUCGAGUUCCACGCGUCAUGAUUUUGGUGAACGGUGGCAAGAUCUCGCUGAUUUCGCUGGUGCAGGCCAUCAACACCGGCUGCCCUCUCGUGGUUUGCCAAGGAACUGGCCGCAUUGCGGAUGUCAUCUGCCGGAUCCUCGAGAAGCCGUGCGUGGCAGACACAGAUGACGAGAUUAAUGAGGAGAGUGGCUCGGAAGCGGAGAAGGAUGAAGACGCCCAGUUCCGACAGGCAUUGGACCUCGCCGUGAAGGAGUUCAUGCCAAAGGACACCCUGAGCCCGGAGGAUGUGGCGAACUUCCAGAGCAUUGUCCGGAGCCAGAUGGUGGAAAUUUACACCAUCAACGAUCGCUUCGAGGACGUGGUGUUGCGGGCGGUGUUGGGCAAUGCCAUCGCUAUGUGUGCCAGUAGGUCUAGAGAGAAUGUCGGUGUAUGGCAGCAGCUUUCCCUCGCAGUGCAGUGGGGCUGUGAGGGUUACUACGACCGCCUGGGCCAGAGGCUGGUUCAGGAGAGAGGUGGUUCCGAGCGAGGACCCGAAGCAGCCAUCCGGCUCAUCUUCAAGGAACUCGUCGGAUUCGGCUCCCGGGAUGCCAGGACGCCCAUCACGCUGGUGCGCAGCGUGCGUGAGAAUGCAGGCGUUUUGGUGACGUGGCUUCUGCAGCACUACUUGAAGCAGAUGGACCAGUUCGAGGUCAGUUCCGAGACCUUGCCUCCAGAAAAGGAAGGCAAGCCCUGCGUCCACUGGAGCCGCCUCGGCUUCCAGGAGUCGUGGAAGUCCUUGGAGGGUCUCCUCCUGUGGUCCAUUGAGAAGGAGGCUCCAUCUUCGGUACUGGAAACAAUCUGGUCCUACAUGGAGGAUCCUGUGCAUGCUGCACUGGUGGCAGCGUCCGCCUGCCGAGACACCGCUGAAAGGGAACACUUUUAUGCGUCGUACCAAGAUGGCUUGGCCAAGAAAGAGCUGGAUGAUGCAGCAGACCGUUUCGAAAGGCUGGCGUGUCUCGUUCUUGAGGACCUCGCUUUGUCUGGCAAAGGUGUGGACUACCUCUUCCGUGAGUCUGCCAGAUGGCAGGUGGGCGGACAAGGGCGCACCUGCUUCAAGCUCGCUCAUGAGCUAGGAUGCAAGGCCUUCGUGUCGGCGACCUUCUAUCGAUUGGCAGUGGACCUGUACUGGAUGACGCCAGUCCCCUUCCAGAUCAACAAGAAGCAGCUCGACGCGCAGUUCCUGCGAUGGUGGCCCUUCCUUAGUCUGCUCUGGAACUUCAAGGCUUGCGGAUUUCCCCUCUGGGAGUUCCUCUCCAUACCUUCCAUCCAGGCUUGGACGCACGGACUAGCUCGCGCAAUCUUUGUCGGCCUUUACUCCUACGCAGUGUUCUACAGGCUACUGACCUUCAGUGGUGUGAGCCUUGUGGAGGUGCUGCUGUUCCUCUGGGGCUUGGGCCUGGGUCAAGUGGAGAUCAAGCAGCUGCAGUCCAAUGGCUUCCAGGCGUACAUCCACGACUUCUGGAACUUUCUUGAUUCCUUGCACAUCACUGUGCUACUGGGAUGUCUCGUUCUUGGAGUGCUGCUGACGGACAACAACUCAGAGAUGAACGAGGUGGAGCACCUGCUAGAGGUCACCCACGCCAUGAACUUGCUGCCCUGCUGGAUUCGAGUGCUGCAAAUCUUGCAGCAGUCGGAGUACUUUGGGACGCUGCUCCUCACCAUCUUCGGGAUGGCGAAGGAUGCGGUGAAGUUCUUCAUUCUGGUCGUCAUCUUCUGCUUCGGGUUCAGCUGUGCCAUCACCCCGAUUCUGUUCACACAAAGUGCGGAGCGGGAUGAACAGGGCCUUACCUGGGCGUUUUGGACCAUCGUUGGAAACUUGGACGACAAAGCCUUGAACAAGCUCGACUCGUUGACACCGGUCACAAGGUUUAUUGCCAACAUCUUGGUGUACACCUUGGCCCUGGUUUGUAAUGUGCUCCUCGUGAAUCUGCUCAUUGCUGUCAUGAACAGCACUUACGAACAGAACCAGGCGGUGUCUCAGACAUCCUGGGCAUUCUUCCGGGUGGAGGCAGUGCUGGAGUUUGACCAUGAGUCCAUCCUGCCUCCUCCCCUCAACCUGCUGGAGCCCUUCCUGAAUCGGCAAGCCAGCUCAGACAAGGACCAGCAACAGCUUGGGCGCAGACGGUCCGAGCAGCGCAUGCACGCGGAGAUGUCCAUCACGCGGCGUGAUCUGAAGGACGCGCAGCAACGGGCCUUCCGCGCCAUCAAUUUGGAGGAGGACAUGGGCGAGUCCGCAUCCCUGCGAGCCGAGCUCGCAGAAUUGAGGAUCAGGAAACGUUUGCCUCCGAUUGCUAUCCAGAUAAACUACCCGCGUGAAUUUCGAGAGAUCGCCUUCCCUGGGGACAGUCAUCUUCGAAAUGCUCCGAAAGGCUGGCAGCAAGUUAUUUGCUGGAGCGCCCUGCGGGCUCCGUCAGCAGAUCUCCAGAUUCCUGUGCCAUCGUCACCAAAUGCAGGAAUGCUACGUCGAAAUCGACGUUUGUCGAGACUCGGCAAACGGUGA
Symbiodinium sp. CCMP2456 is the source of this 3540-nucleotide messenger RNA. NCBI's taxonomy places the organism in Eukaryota, Dinophyceae, Suessiales, Symbiodiniaceae. The record is from the annotation of a GenBank genome assembly.